Molecule: messenger RNA, 750 nt
Organism: Paramecium tetraurelia
Lineage: Eukaryota; Ciliophora; Oligohymenophorea; Peniculida; Parameciidae
Exons: 2
Source: RefSeq, a predicted model, not a curated record
AUGUAAAGAUCUGGAAAGAUAUUUGUGCAAAAGAAAAAUAAAUUAGAGAGCAAUAGAAUUUAAAGAGAAAGAGAAUGUUAGAGCAUUUAUUAAACAAUUAUAAAUCAAAAAGUUACCUAAAAAUACACUCUAAUUGAACUGUUUAAAAAUUUUCUUGAAAAUUUUACUCAAAUAAUCAAUAUCAAAAAUGAGAAGUAUGCUCUCAAUAUAAUUUUGAAGCUUAUAUAAAGCAUACCAAAAAUGUAGGAUGUUUUAGAUAUUCACAAAAGCAAAUUUUUAGGAAUCACAGCUGAUUAAAUGAUAAAAUAAUUGAUUCAUCAUUGGUUAGAUCAAUCAAUAUUUUAAGAUUAUAGAAAAUUUAAGUUGGAUCCAAUUUAUAUUACUUCAGUUGAUGAAAUUAAUAAAAAGUUUGAAGAAACCUUAUUAAAUCUCUACGAUGAAUAAAUUAAUUAAUUCUCAAAUAGAAUGAUCAACCAAAUAUUCUCAUUAAAGGAAAAAUAAUUUUAUAUUGAAGGAUAAGUGAAACUAUCAAAUAGAGGAAACUAGUAAUUGUAUUAGAAAACAUUGUAGUUAAUUGAUCGCAAACCUAAUUACAGAGCGUUAACCUCUGAUGUGGUUGAACGUUUACAGAUUUAAGAAGAAAAACUGGGAAAAUUUGAUUUAAUACAGAAUAAAGAAAGAAGAAAGCAAAUGAGUUUAAACCUAUUUGUAUAAAAAAUAAGAGCAAACUCUAAAUAUAUUGAUUAGUGA